Molecule: messenger RNA, 313 nt
Organism: Orbicella faveolata
Lineage: Eukaryota; Metazoa; Cnidaria; Anthozoa; Scleractinia; Merulinidae
Product: dnaJ homolog subfamily C member 13-like
Biological process (GO): endosome organization; receptor-mediated endocytosis; regulation of early endosome to late endosome transport
Cellular component (GO): endosome membrane
Source: RefSeq, a predicted model, not a curated record
CAUGGGUUCUACAAACAAUGCAGUCGUGAAAUCCGCUGUGCAAGUGGUUCACUUGCUCUCGGCUAACGAGAUCUGUGUUCGAAGCAUGGCGCAGGUCAGCGACUGUAUCAGUCACAUGAUCAAGGGAAUGGAAGCGAGGCCAGAUGUCGUGGGUGUGGCAUGUGAAGCACUUCACAGAAUGUUUGACAAGAAUCACACAGAGCUUGUAGCACAGGCUCUUUCGUUCGAAUUAGUUCAGUACCUUCUGAACCUCCUAAACGGAGCUCUAAAAACUGUGGAAAACCCCGCCGCAACCAAAGCACAAAUAGUCAAG